AGUUUUUGAUUUCCCUGUUAUAUACUUACAUGGGCACUUAUGGUUGCGUCGCAUUCACAAAAAACGAGAGAACGCAGGCAUAUUAGCAUGUUUAGCAGGUUUAGCAGGCAGCUCAGUUGCUAAGGUUUCCUGCCUCCAGUCAAAUAUUGAAAAAACUUCGUAAAGAAAUAUUGGCCCAUCGAGACUAUCUUUUUGGAAAAGUGGGCACUAGACGACGUUUGCUUGCACUUCACUGAAGCCGUUCAAAUUUCGGAUUUUCCACGGCCAAGAAUGGAACAAACCCCCGUCUUACCCAGCCGAGAUACGGUGCACCAUAUCACCUCCUUUCGCGAUCCCACCCAAACCUACCUGGAAAGUCCAUGGACAUUGUGGCUUGUAAAUAAAUUAGGCACGCAGAACAAAUCGUGGAUGGAUUGCAUUCACCCCGUCGCCACCUUCUCCACAAUCCAACAGUUCUGGGUUGGAAUGUACAACAGCUUGAAACCGCCUUCCGAGCUGCCCGUGUACUGGGAGUACGCGUUAUUCCGCGGUGGUCUCGGUCGGCGGAUAAUCGUUCCCGACUGGGACGAUCAUGAGAACAUUGGUGGCGGUUGCAUGCAGCUAACGGGCUUCAAUCUGGACACGAAAAUCAUCGAUCACCUGUGGCGGGAUAUCUGUCUGAAGGUCAUCGAAGAAGCCUGGAUUCACACGUCCGACUACAUCAACGGAAUCAUGGUGUCUGGCAAGAGUGGCACCACCCGCUUCUACGUAUGGGUGGCGCCGUGCAAGGAGCACAUCUGGGAAUGCGUACGCGACCGCAUCGAAGGCGUGUUCGCGCAGGACUGUCGUACGCCCAUCAAAUGGACACCGCACAUUGAGCGCAAAGCCAUGCUGGACAGUAAGAUUGCCGCGAAGCGUAACGCGCCGCAGAAAGUGCGCCCGCCCAAGGUGCCCACUCUGCCGCGACACUUCCGGAGUCGCUCGGUCGGCUACCGGACUAAACUGGAUGUGGACGUGAAGACCGAUGAAUUCCUGGCCGCUAAGCGUGUGGCGCCGGAAGUCAAAGAGGUGGCCGCAGUGCCGGCCAAACGGCCGUUCCAUGUGAAAGCGUCGCAGAGCAGUAUUAUGCUGCGAAUGGGCGGAGGCGACAGUAUGCGCGAUGUCUACCAUCAUCCAUACAGUCUGCUGCCAUCGCGACCCAGAGGUCGAUCCUGUCAUGCGUCGAAACCGUACGCGGAUUAUCCGGUGUUCGGACCAGAAGGAGACGGGCGUCGCCUCUUGGGAACCGGUGAUAUGCCUGCUAACGCCGUGGGGAAUUUCAAGUAUUUGUACGGAAAGUCGCAUGAAGAGUGUGCCAUGGCUAAGCCUUGGCGCUCCCUUGUUCAUACAGGUAAAGAGAUGGUGGAUGUUAGCACGCAGUUUAAUGCACGGACCACAAAUGGUGCCGGUGAUGCGGACGCGCCAAUUAGAAACCUGGAUCCUGUGGAAGAAAACUAAAAACCAUCUUCUGAAAUUUAUUGUGCUGUCUCUGUCCUUGUUUGCUAAUUUUUUCUUCUCGCUUGUGCCUGUUAAAUUUUUCUUCGUCAGCAUUUUCUGUUUCUUGUUUCUUGAUCACAACGACUUCGUUAGCGACUCUGAUUUCUCUAGACAUUUAUUACAACUA
This is a messenger RNA of Paramacrobiotus metropolitanus, 1642 nucleotides long. RefSeq lists its product as uncharacterized. The record is from RefSeq and is a predicted model, not a curated record. Bases 271 to 1476 code for a protein of 401 amino acids. The transcript is spliced from 3 exons. Gene Ontology annotation, cellular component: eukaryotic translation initiation factor 4F complex. Lineage: Eukaryota; Metazoa; Tardigrada; Eutardigrada; Parachela; Macrobiotidae. Gene Ontology annotation, biological process: translational initiation. Gene Ontology annotation, molecular function: RNA 7-methylguanosine cap binding; translation initiation factor activity.